AUCAUAGCAUACCCUGUGGGUUAAGUCACGUCUACGAAGGGUAUAUACGAACAUACCCCUCGCGUAACUAUUGAAACGCGUAUGACUUUUUGAAAACAACAAACGAAAUAGUAAAAGAUUGCAGACUUUAAUGAAACCGUUUCUUGAUAGGACCGUUUGAGCAAAUCUCUGGAGGAAAGAAGUCAAGAAACAACAAGUUGAACAGACUGAAUUAAGAAACCAAGUGUAGCCGGCACUGCAAUGCUCGAAAACUUACUGUAGCGUUUCAGACCUUGCAGACUAGUAACUUCUUUUGGGCAUCAAUUUAGGCAUCCUAAUCCCCUGGUUUAGAGCAGCUGUAGCGACAACUCUGGGAAUGGCAGUUCGUCGUUAUAGCUUCCGGGAUCAGUCCAGAUCUUCAUGUGCUUACGGUGGGACCAUUAAGAACGGUGUUUCCACCAAUCAAGGCGCCCUCCUAGAGCAAGGCCUUAUACUCAGGGCCCUACUUGGGAUUUUAAGCAUCUGGACGUGCUCUCGUAAAAGCAUACCAGCACCCAAACCACGCCACCGCGGUUUCCAUUUCCAACCCCGUGUUGCUUUGUAUCCUAUUUCCGCGCCAGAGCGGGACGCCCGACUCAACCCAUCAGCCGAAGAUAUAUUCGAUGAGGAGUGUGACUCGCGUCUGAUCCAGCGACUUGUAUUCGGAACACCGAGCGGAUGGUGUGGUCGGUCGGGAAAGGACGGUGCUUUGGAGUUAUUCGCGGUGCGCGUUGCGGCCGGUCUUUGCGAAACAGGAUGCGUUGGACCAAGAUCGAUCUCUCUUGAUCUCGGGUCAGGCGUGAAAUGAGCGACUGAGUAUAGAUCGCAAAGCUGUCGAGGAAACUGUGAAGGCCGGACGUGUGCUCUUGGCUCGACACGAUACAACUUGGCUUCGCUU
Molecule: messenger RNA, 916 nt
Organism: Aplosporella prunicola CBS 121167
Lineage: Eukaryota; Fungi; Ascomycota; Dothideomycetes; Botryosphaeriales; Aplosporellaceae
Exons: 1
Coding region: 356-826 (156 amino acids)
Source: RefSeq, a predicted model, not a curated record